AUGGCAUCCGCAGUGUCUAGCAUCCCGUCGGCCCAGGCCGCUGCCGUCACCAAUGCCGUGUCCGCCGCUUCACGCAAGUCGGCAUCAACGAAUGCUGUCUCGUUCACAUCCACCUUCCUUCACUCGUCAAAGCCGAUCACUGCCGUCCGUUCUUGCAAACCAUGCGUUUCUCGCAAGCGAAUCUCCGUACGUGCCACGGUGGCUUCGACCGACGCUGUUUCCUUCUCAGCCAAGGAGAUGGAGCGAGUUGCCGCGAAAGAGGCUCUCCUUCUCGCGGUGAAGGACGCGGGUGGCGCGGAGGCCCUGAGCACAGGGAAGGGUAAUGCGGCCGGGAAGAUUGAGGUUAGCGAGAAGCUGCUGCAGCUGGAACGACUCAACCCCACUCCACGACCCACUACGUCGCCCCUGUUGGAAGGCACGUGGGACAUCGUGUGGGCAGCCACUCGCAACCCAGGUGUCAUCGCCACCCGAGUGCUUCUCAAGCGGUUUCCCACGCAGGUGGCAUCACUGGAGUCACUGCAAGUGCAGAUCUUGGAGGGUUCCACCAAAGUGACGGCUGGCCUUAAGUUCCUCACCGCGGCUGAGACUUCAAUCACUGUGUCAACUCGUCUUGCCGUUGAAGGCCCUGUCAGAAUCAAGGAGGAGUAUGCCGAAGCUGUGGUGGCUACCCCUGUGGUGCCGGACGGCAGCAUCCCUUCAGCCCUUAAAGGUGUCUUCGACCAGCUAGCUUCUGCUAGUCAAUCACUCCCUGCUGCUCUGAAGGACUCCCUCUCCUCAGGCCUCAAGCUCCCUCUCAGUGGCAGAUAUCAGAGGGAGCUUAUUAUCUCGUACCUUGAUGAUGAGAUACUGGUAAGAUCUUAG
Molecule: messenger RNA, 861 nt
Organism: Closterium sp. NIES-65
Lineage: Eukaryota; Viridiplantae; Streptophyta; Zygnematophyceae; Desmidiales; Closteriaceae
Source: the annotation of a GenBank genome assembly